AUGGAGUCAGGACGCAAGAGAAAGGCUGAAGAGCUUCCCCUCACAGUCGGAGAGAUGGAGAGCCUAGCUGAAGUGCCAUUUGUCAAUUUCAAGGAUGUUCUGAAACUUCCGCUGCCGAAGUUUAUCCUCGACCUGUCAGGCAAAGGGAGUAGCGACCGCCCUGGAACGGUUCCGGAUGAGGUUUACCGCUUCAGUGUUGCAAAAGAAGUCCGGGAUCGAAUUCGAGCCCUGCCGGACAUCCCGAUGCAUUUGCAGGACCCAAUCCCUGCAUGCUCUGUUUUCCAAUCUGAAAACAGCUGCAAUGCAGAGCAGCAGAGGGUGCUCUUUGAACCUAUCAACUACAUCUUGGCGCAAUGGCCGGAAGGGACGGUGAAACAGUACCGAGUGCGGCUGAACGCUCUGCAGCCGGACCGAAGGCAUUCCGAGCGAGAUUCGCUCUGCGGAGAAUUCUCCAAUACAACAAAUGCCACCCAGCCUGACAAUGAGGUGCUCCGCACCUUUGAUCAGAUUGGCAACGUAGCCCUCAGAGCGCGCAGUGCACUUGCCUGCGAAGGCAAGCGCUGGUCGGUCUUCAUUGCAAAUCUUCCAGACAACAUCAUCCACAGCGGCCACUUCGACUUGGGAAAGGCCUACAUGGAGGAUUCGGAGGACCUGAGUCCGGACGCCCGUUCAGCCUUCUACCAGCUUGUACGGUAUUUGUUCCUUGGGGACAUGGACGAGGGCAUUCUGUACACUCUGAUGGUCCUUUGGAUCGUGCGGAUUGUCAACAGAAUACCGCUGAAAGUGGCUAUUUCCGAGCCGAUCACCAGGGACUCGGUCAAUCCCUCCAUGCGGGAGGUGGCCUUUGUCACAAUUCUGAAGGCGGUGGAACGACUGGAGAACAAGUCGGAGAGGAGGAGACGGGAGCUGGAAGCUGUCGGUGUGACUGCCCGUGACGGCGGAGAGGGGGGCAUGCGGUCAACCGAGGAGUACAAAGGUGCAGCGGGUGUCUCGAGCAGCGUCGAGCAACAGCCGUCGACUUCAACGUUGCCCAACACGGGUGACGCGCUGAUUGCCAACUUCCGAGAAGUUUCGGCACCCAUCCUGGGUAACUCGAUGGUUAGGGUCGGCAGAAUUGACAAUGGCGAGGUUGUCGCUGCCAAGUUCGUGCCUGGAGAUGACGAAGAUUGGGUUCGUGAAUUCGAUAACGAGGCGAGAAGUUUGGACGAGAUGAAGGUACUCCAGGGAACGGCCCUUCCCGAGAAGGUGUAUGCGGGCAAGGUGCAUAAUGGCAAAGAUCGAUUAUUGGUCACGAAGCUGGUUGAAGGACAGAGGCUCGACGAAGUUGCUGUGACUAGUCAAGUGGCAAACAAUGCAAGGAAGGUUCUGGGGGACAUCCACAAUCUAGGGUUCUCGCAUGGAGAUGUGGCCCCCCGGAACAUCAUCGUGAAGAAGUCAGGGCAGGUUGUCUUUGUUGACCUCGGAAGGGCACGCAAGGGUUCCGAAGCUCUCUUUGAGCAAGAAAGGAAACAACUAGAGAAACUUUUCUGA
This is a messenger RNA of Klebsormidium nitens, 1530 nucleotides long. The record is from the annotation of a GenBank genome assembly. Lineage: Eukaryota; Viridiplantae; Streptophyta; Klebsormidiophyceae; Klebsormidiales; Klebsormidiaceae.